Molecule: messenger RNA, 1335 nt
Organism: Arxiozyma heterogenica
Lineage: Eukaryota; Fungi; Ascomycota; Saccharomycetes; Saccharomycetales; Saccharomycetaceae
Gene: MGL2
Product: putative carboxylic ester hydrolase
Exons: 1
Coding region: 1-1335 (444 amino acids)
Biological process (GO): medium-chain fatty acid biosynthetic process; medium-chain fatty acid catabolic process
Molecular function (GO): monoacylglycerol lipase activity; acetylesterase activity
Source: RefSeq, a predicted model, not a curated record
AUGAUUAAAGAUCUGUUAACUAAUAUAUUAACUGUUAGACAAAUUAAAUCCAAAGAGAAUGAUCUAACUUUUGGAAACAACGUUGAAAGAAUUACUCUUACAGAACUAAUCGAUAACAAUGUUCCUGAAUUUAGAUCCGGUGCUACAGAUCAAUUAUCUUCUAUAUUAUUUAAUGGACAUUUACAGACAUGUUACACUGGAAUCAAGUCUUUCGACCACAUUGAUGAAGUUUACUAUAGAAGAUACAUUUUAUCAUAUCCACAUGGAGGAGAAGGUGCACUAGAUUUUGCAUUUAAUGACCCAAUAAAUUCACCCUUAAACACAGAAGUUCCAUAUCCUAAUCAGAAACCAUUCGAACCACCACUUUUAGGAUAUUACUCCUAUCUAUCUCCCAAUGAUCCAAAUCUAUCUUCAGAUGAUUCAAGACCUAUGCUACUUAUGUGUCAUGGUUUAACUGGUGGAUCUCAUGAAAGCUAUUUAAGAUCAAUUAUUAAAUGUUUCCUAGAUUCAAAUAAUGAAAGAAAUAGUGGAGACAAAGACUUUGUAGUUUGUGUAUUAAAUUCUAGAGGUUGUUGCCAGUCUAAUAUCACCACAUCCCAGUUAUAUAACGGCGGAUGGACUAAUGAUUUAAGGUACUGUGUCCAGUUUUUACAUAAACAAUUCCCUAAUAGGCCACUAUAUCUAAUGGGAUUCUCUCUUGGUGCAUCAAUCGUGACUAAUUAUAUUGGUGAAGAAAAUUCCGAUUCAAUAAUCAAAUGUGCUAUGGUUAUGGGUACACCAUGGGACCUAUUAGAAUCAGCUAAGUUUAUCAAUUAUACUACUAUAGGUUCUAAAAUAUACAGUCCCAUUUUAACCCAGAAUCUUUGUACAUUGGUUUUAAACCAUGAAAAAGUAUUAAAGAGAGAUCCAAUCUGGAAAGAGAAGAUUGACAAUCAACUUAAAAAUUUGUCUUUUGUAAAACAAUUCGAUGAUGUUUUCACUGGGCCAAUGUUUCAAUAUAAAGAUGCUACGGAUUAUUAUAUAGAUGCAUCUCCUAAAAAUAGAAUUCUCAUGAUAAGAACACCAUUUAUCUCAAUUAAUGCAUUAGACGAUCCUAUUGUGGGUGGAGCAUACAUUCCUGAAGAUUUAAUUGAAUCAAACCCAUUUACUAUGGUGUUAGAAACUAAUAUUGGGGGCCAUUUAGGAUGGUUCAAAGAUGUUUAUGGUCAAAGGUGGUAUCCAAAACCUAUCACCAAAUUCUUUAGGUCAUUUCAUGAAAGAAUAACAAUGAAAGAUUUAAAACCUGUAAAUAAUAUACCGGAAUAUAAAGGCCCCAAAGUUAAAACCACUUUUUAA